Daphnia pulex (common water flea) is the source of this 1279-nucleotide messenger RNA. RefSeq lists its product as uncharacterized. The record is from RefSeq and is a predicted model, not a curated record. The coding region runs from base 78 to 1067 and encodes 329 amino acids. The transcript has 2 exons. NCBI's taxonomy places the organism in Eukaryota, Metazoa, Arthropoda, Branchiopoda, Diplostraca, Daphniidae.
GCCCAUCGUUUAUAGUCAGAAAGUGUUUAGCUGCUGACAAAUAACGUGUUUCAUCAAAGUAGCCUAUAUAAUUCGCCAUGAGGUUUCUUAGCGCCUAUAUUCAGUUGAGAUGCAGUAGGGCUACGGCGUGUAUCAGCUACUUGAUUUUGAUUCAACUGCUGUCGUCCAGCUGCGCCGGUCCGGUUCGUUCUUCCCGCAGGAGUGAAGUGAGGAGUCCCUUUGCAUCCCGGAAGUACGCCAAUAUCGAGUCCCGAACAAGCGAUUAUCAAGAUAAUCAGCAGUUGACCAAUGAGAAUCACGAAACGGCCUUAGUAGAUGUGAAGAAUCCCAGCGAAGAUUUGAUCGCCACGACCGACAAUUCAUUGCCUUUAGAGGAUCCCGUCGAAAACUUCCAGUCCAGUCCAGUUGGUCCAUCAGAAUUGCUGGCAGAUAUCAGUGGGUCAACUGAUGCUGAUGCUCAAUCUGAAUAUGUCACCGAUCCUUCCAUCGAUCCUGCGGCUGUAACACCUGACGUUGUGGCGAUCGACCAAGUCUCUUCGGAUGCCUCCGCUUCUACAACUCCGAUGGAUCUUCCACUUUAUCCAGCAGUGCGAGUCCCAACUGCUCCGGAAUCGGCUCGCAUAACCGCCGCACCUUUGGGUGCCGGUACCAACAAUCCUCCAUCAACCGAAGUUCCCGUUUUAGCUCCAGUGACAUUGCCGGAACUUAUUUUGAAUAAUACCGAAAGCGGAGUGAAGAAGACCACUCCGAUUUUGUCGUUGAAGUAUGGCGUGCCGAAGGGCGGCGAUAAGCAGAAUCUACCCAAACAUCAUCGCCCGAUUAAAACUUCCUAUUACAAUCCUCCCGACACCAUUAAUCCCUAUCUUGGCGAAGAAUUAGAUAAACCCAUUUAUCUCCCGCCGACUUUCCCCGGCCCCGCUGCUCUCCCGGUCGCUAUUAAUCUUGACGCUUCGGAUGAAGACGACUUUCCCCCGAUUCCGUUCGGCAACUCCAAACCCAAGAAAUUGGAGUUCCCUCCGGUGUCCAACACGGACGAGAAUUUCGGUUAUCAAAUCGACUGGUGGUAAUAAUUAUAUACAUAGGAGCGAAAAAACAAACAAUGAAUCUUCAGUUAUAUUCGGUUAUAUUAUAUAAUUUGAGUCAGAUAUAAUAUCAUUCAAUCUAAUAUAGAUUAGAUUUUCAAGCUUCUGAUUUUAUUUUGUCAUGUCAUAUAUGCUGCUUGACACACGUUUUAUUGGUUAAAUAGAGAAAUAUAUUCACAGUUAUUAUACUCAUCAAA